UGGAGAGGCCCUCCGCCCCUCUGGUCGGCGAGAGCGUGUCCAACUGACCGAGCAAAAGAGGCGAAUCAGAGAGAAAGUUGUGAGGACAGCCAAGAAUAACUUUGUUUCACUACAGUUCAAGCAGUUCCAGUGAGGACGAAUCGAGAGAACACGCCGCCCCUACUUCUCCAACCGAACCCGCGCCGUCCCCUCGCCCGCUCGCCCGAGAAGAAUCUCUCCUGAAGCCUCUCCCGUCUCCCCCCUUCCUCGACGUCGCCUCCUUCUGCGGCUUCUCGCCGGCGUCGGAAGUAGUAAUGCAGCUAUAUCACCAUCCCUAUUCGCUGGACAGUCAGAAAGUACGGAUAGCACUGGAAGAGAAGGGUAUUGACUAUACCUCGUAUCAUGUCAAUCCACUAACUGGGAAAAACAUGAAUGUGGCCUUCUUCCGCAUGAAUCCUUCAGCGAAGCUCCCUGUCUUCCAAAAUGGCGCUCAUGUCAUUUUCCGUGCCAUCGAUAUCAUUCAGUACAUAGACAGACUUGCUGUGCAUUUAAGUGGUGAAAUCACACCUGUAAAUACUGAAGUUCACAAAUGGAUGCAGAAAGUUGAUAGUUGGAAUCCUAAGAUGUUCACACUCACUCACACUCCGGUUAAGUAUCGCGCAUUUGUCUCCAAGUUCAAACGGCGGGUGCUAAUUGCUCGGAUGGCUGAAGCUCCAGACUUGGCCAGCAUGUACCAUGUCAAGCUCCGUGAGGCUUAUGAGACUGAAGACAGACUGAAGGACCCUGACAUUAUGAAGCAAAGCGAGGAAGAUCUCAGCAAACUCCUCGAUGAUGUUGAGGCGCAGCUAAACAAGACCAAAUAUCUCGCUGGUGAUGAAUUCUCAACGGCUGAUGCGAUGUUCAUUCCCAUUCUUGCACGCAUAAUCCUUCUUGAUCUACAUGAGGAAUACAUCAGCUGCAGGCCCAGGGUACUCGAGUACCACACGUUGGUGAAGCAGAGGCCGAGCUACAAGGUUGUAAUUGGAAAGUACUUCAACGGGUGGAAGAAGUACCGAACUCUCUUCAGGACCUCGUUUUUCCUUUGUGUCCGAACCCUGUUCCGGAAAUACUAGGUGGUUCAGUGUGUUCCAUAGCUGCAUGCUGAACGGAUGUGUACAGUGAGUUUAGGCUGAAUAUAUGAUCAGUAUACCUUCAUGUGUCCCUAAAAAAAGAAAGAAGUAUACCUUCAUUGUGUUUUCUCUAAGAGAUUGUGGCUAGUGGUUCCUGAUUUGUUGUCCUUAAGUCCUUAUAUUUAUCAACCUACAGAAACUGGAUCUUGGAUUGCUUACAGAAUAACAAGCCUAUAUAUACAUUGUUUUUGUUGA
Brachypodium distachyon (stiff brome) is the source of this 1343-nucleotide messenger RNA. Its product is annotated as glutathione S-transferase TCHQD. The record is from RefSeq and is a predicted model, not a curated record. Gene Ontology annotation, molecular function: glutathione transferase activity. The transcript has 3 exons. Lineage: Eukaryota; Viridiplantae; Streptophyta; Magnoliopsida; Poales; Poaceae. The coding region runs from base 294 to 1091 and encodes 265 amino acids.